AUGGCUUUGGAGUGUCACCCACAUCUUGCUUGUAAAGGCAGAUGGCUUGAAUGUCCCCAGGGUUGUGCUGUGGGGUGCCCCCAGCACAGGGCGGGGAGCACAGCUGGGAAGCAGGGCACCAGUCCUGAGGCUGCCCUUGCCACAUGCUGUCCCUAACCCCCUGCAGAGCAUCCCUCCGAGAUGGCAAGUGCCUGUGGGGCAGAGCCCGAUGCAGAGGACACAGCCAAGACUGAACAGGCUGUCCACGAGGUGAUGCCCUGUGACAGGAUGGAGCUGAGCCAGCGGCUGGCCGUGGAGGAGCUCAUCACCACUGAGGCCAGCUAUGUCCACAACAUUCAGCUCUGCGUGUCAGACAUUCGGGCACACCUCCAGAAGAAGCAGCUGCCUGAUCUUGACUUGGAAGGACUCUUCUCUAACAUCGAUGACAUCCUUCAUGUCUCCAGACGGUUCCUGAAGGGUCUUGAGGCCACAGCCUCCCAGGAGGAUGAGCAGCUGCUCUGCAUCAGCACCUUGUUCCAGGAGUUCAAGGAAGAGAUGGAGAUGGUCUACAAGAUAUACUGUGCCAGCUACGAGCAUGCCCUCCUCCUGGUGGAGAGCUACCGCAAGGACCCCAGGCUGCAGGGGGAGAUAUUGGAGACCCUGAGUACAACAGUGCCUCACACGGGUGCGUCAGACCUCAGCUUCUUCCUGGUCAUGCCAGUGCAGAGGGUCACCAAGUACCCACUGCUGCUGGGGAAGAUCCUGGAGAACACCCCCGCCAGCGCCAGCGCCCACGCAGCCCUGCAGGCAGCCGUCCGCGCCAUGGCCCAGGCCAACGCCAACAUCAACGAGUACAAGCGGCGCAGGGAAGUAGCAACCAAAUACGCCAAGGCCGAGCCGCUGACGCUGCGGGGCCGCCUCGCCCGCCUCAACACGCACUCCAUCGCCAAGAAGACCACGCGCCUGAGCCGCCUCCUCAUGCACGAGGCCGGCAUCGUGGCCAAGACGGAGGACAGGGAAUAUGAUGACCUGGAGGAGAAGUUCCAGUACAUGGUGUCCAGCGUGGCUGUGCUGAAGGAGAAUGUGACAUCCUAUAUGGGCCAUUUAGAGGCGUUCCUGUUGCCCACCCCACACAAGUGGGAGCUGCAGCUUGAUGAGGGACCUGCCCAGCAGUACCACCGCUUUGCAGAACACCUCCACCACACUGUUUUCCCAGAGUUUAGCGAGAUGGGCAGCGUGACAUACGACGAGGAGGCAGCCAUGAACACCUACCUUGCCAUCAAUGCCCUGCUCGUGGCCGAGCUCCCACAGUUCAACCGGGUAGCUUUGCAGCUCCUGGGGCAGAUACUGCGCUCCUUCAGUGCCCUGCAGUGGGACUUGGCUGCCCAGGUCCUGCAACAGGCAGAAAAGGAACUAGAGCAGAUGCCCCAUGGCCACAUGCCUCUGCCCAGUUUCUGGAAGAUGGUGGAAGACACCUUGCAGCAGUCUGGUGCUCAGCUCCGUACCUUCUGCCAGACCUUUGAGACGGUCACACCGAGCCCUGUGACACAGCCUCUGAACCCUGCUGAGGAACGGAAGGUCCUUUCUCUUGUGAGCAAGCAUGGCCCAGACAAACUUUACCAAGUGACAAGCAACAUCAGUGGCAGCAGAGACUUGGACCUGACCUUGCAAAGGGGACAGAUUGUAGCUCUGCUUCAAAGCGUGGACACUAAAGGGAACACAAACAGAUGGCUGGUGGACGCUGGAGGUCCCCGUGGGUUUGUGCCUGCUGGAAAGCUCCAGCCCUAUUGCCCAGUACAAAGCCAGCAGCCCGGGAUGCAGAUGCCAGCCCUGGAGAGCAGCACAGAGAGAAGGCAACAUUCAUAUGCAUCACCUGAAGCUCCCAGGCCCGAGGUGGCCACCUUCACCCCAGCUUUCCAGGUGGUCGCCGGCUUCUCCUUCGCAGCCAGGAGCCCGCAGGAGGUCAGUAUCCAGGCAGGGCAACCUGUGGUGGUGCUGGAGUCGCAUGACAAGAAGGGCAGCAAGGAGUGGAGCCUCGUGGAGGUGAAUGGCCAGAGGGGCUAUGUGCCCUCCAGCUACCUGGUGACCGUCCCCGUGCAGGACACCAUGGGCUGGAGCUUGCCUGUAUGA
This is a messenger RNA of Merops nubicus (carmine bee-eater), 2109 nucleotides long. RefSeq names its product Rho guanine nucleotide exchange factor (GEF) 37 (gene ARHGEF37). The transcript is spliced from 12 exons. The record is from RefSeq and is a predicted model, not a curated record. Lineage: Eukaryota; Metazoa; Chordata; Aves; Coraciiformes; Meropidae. Gene Ontology annotation, molecular function: protein binding; guanyl-nucleotide exchange factor activity.